AUGACGUCCUUGUUGAGUGAUGAAUUGAAGGACAUGUCCUUGGACAAGGACGAAUACAUUGCCCUCUUGACGAAAUUGAUUGGAGAAUCCAAGUAUCUGCAGAAUAAUCCAAGGCAAAAUCUGGUUCCAGAGGAAGGAAGGGUCGCCAAGCAUGUGUUGGAGGUAUUGGAACCCUUCAAAACGGAAAACGGUGGUCCGCUCGUCAUUCAAGAGUUCGUCUACAAGGAAGGACGUCCCAAUCUCAAAAUUAGCUUUCCAGGAACCAGUGGAAAAUGCACUGGACUUAUUGGCUCGCACAUGGAUGUUGUUCCGGCCAAUCCAGAGACUUGGGAACGAGAUCCGUUUACACUAGAAUACGAUGAAGCUUCCGACAAGUUGUUUGGGCGAGGCACUACCGAUUGCUUGGGACAUGUGGCCAUGAUCACGCUCCUGUUCAAAGCACUGGCAGAGAAGAAACCAUCACUGGCCAGGUCGGUUGUGGCAUUGUUCAUUGCCGGAGAGGAAGGAGGAGAGUCGGGAGUGGGUGUCGAUGCCGUCGUUAAAGAGGGACACAUUGAAGAUCUCAAAAAUGGAACCUGCUACUGGAUUGAUUCGGCAGACUCGCAACCGUGUACGGGGACAGCCGGGGCCUUACAGUGGCACUUGACGGCCCGUGGACGACUCUUUCACAGUGGAUUACCCCAUCGAGGCAUCAAUUCGCUGGAACUGGCAUCGGAAGCACUCGCGAUUGUUCAAAGACGGUUCUACGAAGAUUUCCCACCCUGUGCCCAAGAAGACGAGUACGGCUUUGCCACACCCAGCACCAUGAAACCAACCCAAAUCGAAUGCGCUCAGGGCGCCCUCAACCAGCUGCCGCCCUGGACGACGCUUUCGGGCGAUAUUCGACUCACUCCCUUUUACGACCCUGCCGACGUCAUGACCAAGGUGGAGGGAUACGUCGAAGAAUUGAAUCAAAACAUGGGAACACCGGGUUUCAUUCCCACGAGAGGUCCCUGUAGCAAGUAUACACUGGAAGGUGAUGAUAUUGAUAUCAAGAGUGGAAAAUUGGAACUCAAGUGGGCGGAUACACUGGAAGGAGCCGUUCGACAAAUGGAAGGGAUUGCCUGCGAUUUGAAGUCACUCGGACUACAGGCGCUGAUUGACGCCACUACGGAAGUCAAGGGCGAACCAGCCAAACCCUAUGCGAUUACUGGUAGCCUCCCAUUGGUGAGGCAAAUGCAAAGGGAAGGGUUCGACGUUCAAAUUACGGGGUUCGGAGAAUCCAAGGCAUAUCACGCCGACAACGAAUAUGCCAUCCUUUCCAACAUGAAAGAUGCGUUUCAGAUCUUGCUCCGCGUCAUCUCCAUCUCGGAUAAAUUCUGA
Molecule: messenger RNA, 1362 nt
Organism: Seminavis robusta
Lineage: Eukaryota; Bacillariophyta; Bacillariophyceae; Naviculales; Naviculaceae
Source: the annotation of a GenBank genome assembly